AUGUAUCUACGAGCAGUUCACGCCGAAUCUUCCAUUGCGGCGCUCUUUCAAUUCAUCAAGGAAAAUCCCCUCGGUGUCAUCACCACCGCUAUUUCAUCUCCGUCUUUUCCUUUCCUUCAGUCUAGCCAUGUCCCCUGGGUGCUAGAUAUCAUCUCAGAUGAUCCGGAAGCACCUGUCAAGGGCCGUCUACGAGGCCAUAUGGCCAAGCAGAACCCGCAAUCCAAGGCUAUGGUCGAAGCGGCCUCAAAUUCUUCAACAAAGACGCUGGAGCACGAUGUGAUGAUUCUAUUUACGGGGGCCCAUCACCACUACGUGACCCCAAAGUUUUACACUGAGACGAAGCCAGCCACUGGGAAAGUCGUGCCGACCUGGAAUUACGCGGCAGCGCAAGUAUACGGCAAAGCGACCAUUUACUACGACUCGUCUUCCUCAGAGACUUCUGAGUAUCUAUCAAAGCAGAUUGAUGAACUCUCAGAGUUAUGUGAAACCUCGAUCAUGGACCACACAGGCCAGCAAGGGAAGCCAGGGCCCUGGAGUGUAUCGGAUGCACCCGACAGGUAUAUCGAUAUAAUGAAGAAGAAUAUCAUCGGUAUCGAGGUCUCCAUCGAGAGUAUUGGGGGCAAGUUUAAGAUGAGCCAAGAGAUGGGCCAGGGCGAUCGGACGGGCAUCAUUGAAGGCUUUGCGGGAAUAGAGUCCGACACGGGUAAACACUUGUCAGAACUGGUGAAGCAGCGUGGAGAGCUGAAGGAUGCAAAAAAGAACUAA
Molecule: messenger RNA, 765 nt
Organism: Penicillium macrosclerotiorum
Lineage: Eukaryota; Fungi; Ascomycota; Eurotiomycetes; Eurotiales; Aspergillaceae
Product: FMN-binding negative transcriptional regulator
Exons: 1
Coding region: 1-765 (254 amino acids)
Source: RefSeq, a predicted model, not a curated record